UCAUAAAAAACACAAAAAACAUACGUAACCUCGUCUUAUUGGGUUGCCAACCAUGCAAGAAAAUAAGAGAUAAUUUUUUGUAUAUUUUAAAUAAUCUGAAGAACAUAUGAAUUUGAAUUACUCAGGAUGGAUUUUGGAAUUAUAUUAUUUGUAGGAUCUGCUUUUGCAGUUUCCAUCCUUCUAUUUAUUUGUAUUUUGAUGGUAGCUACAUCAAGUACAUAUCCAGUAGUAAUUAGAAGUAAGAAUGAGAAAUAUUUCAUUGAUCCAGUAACAGGAAAACAAGUACCAUUUCCUUCAAUUAAUGAAAAAUCUUCAGUCCAUUUGAGUGUAAUAGUACCUGCUUAUAAUGAGGAAGAAAGGCUUCCUCUGAUGUUAGAUGAAUGUAUUGAAUUCUUAGAAAAUAGAUGUAAAGAUUUACCAAAUUAUAAAUAUGAAAUUAUAGUAGUAAGCGAUGGCAGUAGAGAUAAGACUGUUGAAGUAGCUCAUGUCUAUGCAAAAAAAAUAGUAGGAAAUGAGAAGCUGAGAGUGUUACAUCUGGAACAAAAUAGAGGAAAGGGUGGAGCUGUAAGAUUGGGAAUGCAAAGUGCAAGAGGGGCUGUAUUAUUGUUUGCAGAUGCAGAUGGAGCUACUACUUUUGCAGAUAUAACAAAGGUUGAAGAUGGGCUCUUAAAUUUAAUCAAUUGCGAUUAUCAAAAAGACCCUUCAAAAGUAGAAGAAAAGCUGGCGAUCUCAAUGGGUUCCAGGGCACACCUUGAAGAGGAAGCAGUUGCUUCUAGAAGCUUCUUCAGGACAAUCCUGAUGCAUGGUUUUCACUUUCUUGUGUGGUUGUUUGCUGUAAGGGGUUUAAGAGAUACUCAAUGUGGUUUCAAGCUGCUUACUAGAGAAGCAGCAAGAAUUUGUUUCGAAAGUUUACAUGUGGAAAGAUGGGCGUUUGAUGUUGAGAUGUUGUACAUUGCACAAACUUUGAAGAUUCCUAUUGCCGAAGUGGCUGUGAGAUGGACUGAAAUCGAUGGAUCCAAAGUUACCCCGGUAUGGAGCUGGAUUCAAAUGGGAAUGGAUUUAGGGUUGAUUUGGUUGAGAUACACCAUCGGAGCGUGGAAGAUAAAAUCAAAGAAAAACGAUUAGAAAACCAAAAGAUGAUUUAAGUGCAUUUAGCUAGAUGUAAUAGCUUUUUUUAUUUAAUUUUAGAUAAUAAAUUUAUAUCUUUA
Messenger RNA from Diabrotica virgifera virgifera (western corn rootworm), 1208 nucleotides. It is a transcript of the gene wol, whose product is annotated as dolichyl-phosphate beta-glucosyltransferase. The coding region runs from base 127 to 1125 and encodes 332 amino acids. Lineage: Eukaryota; Metazoa; Arthropoda; Insecta; Coleoptera; Chrysomelidae. The transcript is spliced from 6 exons. The record is from RefSeq and is a predicted model, not a curated record. Gene Ontology annotation, cellular component: endoplasmic reticulum membrane.